This is a messenger RNA of Cladophialophora immunda, 1790 nucleotides long. Its product is annotated as argininosuccinate synthase. The record is from RefSeq and is a predicted model, not a curated record. The transcript has 10 exons. NCBI's taxonomy places the organism in Eukaryota, Fungi, Ascomycota, Eurotiomycetes, Chaetothyriales, Herpotrichiellaceae. Gene Ontology annotation, cellular component: cytoplasm. Gene Ontology annotation, biological process: urea cycle; L-arginine biosynthetic process. Bases 116 to 1345 code for a protein of 409 amino acids. Gene Ontology annotation, molecular function: ATP binding; argininosuccinate synthase activity.
AGAAAAGAAAAUUUGUGACAUCCUUGAGCGGUUAUCAGCUGCUGGAGCCACCUUGAUAGCCUCUCUACUGCUUGCAAGAUAGGUCCAGCUCAUUCUUCACACACAUAUUGACAACAUGGCAAAGGGAAAAGUCUGCUUGGCCUACAGCGGUGGCCUGGAUACAAGCUGCAUUCUGAGGUGGCUGCUCGACGAUGGCUAUGAGGUCGUGUGCUUCCUUGCCAAUGUUGGACAAGAAGAAGAUUGGGAUGCCGUCGAGAAGAAGGCCCUCAAGAUUGGUGCCACGAAGAUGGUAAUUGAGGAUUUGCAGAAGGAGUUUGUGGAAGAACUGUGCUUCAGGGCUGUGCAGUGCAAUGCUCAAUACGAAGGGCGGUACCUGCUUGGCACGUCGCUUGCACGCCCAGUGAUUGCCCGAUCUCUCAUGCGAGUGGCACAGCGUGAAGGCUGCGACUCCGUGAGCCAUGGUGCUACCGCCAAGGGCAACGACCAACUCCGCUUCGAGUUCGCCUUCUACGCGAUCCAGCCUACCAUCAAGAUCAUUGCUCCAUGGAGGGACCCCGAGUUCUUCAACCGAUUCCAGGGUCGGAACGAUCUGCUCGACUAUGCCGCGGCGACAAACCUUCCGGUUACAUCCACCAAGGCGAAGCCAUGGUCAAUGGAUGCCAACCUCGCCCACUGCAGCUACGAAGCUGGCAUCUUGGAAGACCCGAACCAGGAGCCGCCGAGCGACAUGUGGACCAUGACUGACGACCCGCUGAAAGCUCCCAACGAGCCAAGCAACAUCACCAUCAGCUUCGAGAAGGGUAUCCCGACCAAGGUCGUCACGCCGAAGGGAACCUUCACAGACUCUGUGCAGCUCUUCAAGGAGCUGAACCGUAUCGGAAAAGUCCACGGUAUCGGCCGAAUUGACAUUGUCGAAAAUAGGUUCAUUGGGUUGAAGUCUCGUGGAUGUUACGACUCCCCGGCCAUGACCAUUCUUCGCCUCGCACACCUUGACCUCGAAGGUUUGGUUCUUGAUGGCCAAGUUAGGGCUCUUCGAGACCAGUUCGUCACUCACAACUGGAGUAACUACCUCUACAACGGAAUGUACUUCUCCCCGGAGCGUGCAUUCGUAGAGAACUCCCUGGUCUACAGCCAGCAGAACGUGAACGGCGAGGUCCGGUUGAGCUGCUACAAGGGAAAUACGUACGUCCUCGGCCGUACCAGCAGCAGCGAGAAGCUGUACUCCAUGGAGGAGGCGUCGAUGGACUCGUUGGAGAACUUCAGCCCCGAGGACACCACAGGGUUUAUCAAGAUCCAGACCAUCAGGCUGAAGAAGUACGCGGAUGAAUGGGCCGAGCAAAAGUGAGGUUGCUCCCCUCGGUCAAGGGUUUCUCUUUAUGUUCGUGUUAUUAAGCCGGGGUUAGAUGACUAGAAUCAUGCAGGUGGAUAAUCUCGGGGUCGAAAAGUCCUUCAUUCUGCAUGCUGUUCGAUGUCCCCGUCAUGCUCCAGCUCUACCGUCAACUCACCUUCGUCAUGGGAUUGCAACUGUGCUCAAGCAGCCACCAGCUCACGUUGUCUCCGUAGCACCUAAUCUGUACCGGGUCUCCUUAGCCCGUUCCGUCCAAGGUAUCUUUCUGGGCCAUUCAUUAACUGCACUUCUCCUCUUCUCUCAGAGCGGACCCACUGAGCAGACUUGAAAACGACUCUUGAAGUAGCAGGAAUGCUCCACUGCCCCUGGCUUGCCAACCCGAGGCUUCUGCGUCAGGCAUUUUUGGGAUCUCUGGCAGUCUGCAUCCUUUGGCGUCCUUUUC